Molecule: messenger RNA, 450 nt
Organism: Necator americanus (New World hookworm)
Lineage: Eukaryota; Metazoa; Nematoda; Chromadorea; Rhabditida; Ancylostomatidae
Exons: 2
Coding region: 1-450 (149 amino acids)
Source: RefSeq, a predicted model, not a curated record
AUGGUCUGUGCGAUGAGAGAAGACACCAAAUCUAUUGUACCCAGAUGUUGUUGCUUGUCAUUUCUGGGAUUCGAAGAAGAAAAUAGUGUCGGUGUCCUAGGCCAUGGUUCAGACAUUGACAUUGACAUGAAGUUGACUUUCUUUGGUCAUAUAUCAAGGAGACCGGCAGACCGCCUUGUUCAACGAGUUCUGAGGAGUUUGUCGGGUUUGAGCUGGAAGAAGCCACCUGGUCGAAAAUGGAAGUUCUGGACUGAGGUGGUGAAAGAGGACCUGAGGACACUCGGCGUGGAUAGGCAGUUCAGGCGAGACGUAAGGUUUCGCAGAGUAUGGAAUAGCGACGAAUGGAUUGAUUCUGUGCAAGCUCUCGCAGAAGAUCGAGAAGGUUGGGCAGAGCUGUGUUCAAGGACGGCACACCUCGGCGAAGAUGCGGGUAAUCGCGUCAGGCGAUGA